This is a messenger RNA of Globicephala melas (long-finned pilot whale), 702 nucleotides long. Its product is annotated as major histocompatibility complex class I-related gene protein. NCBI's taxonomy places the organism in Eukaryota, Metazoa, Chordata, Mammalia, Artiodactyla, Delphinidae. Gene Ontology annotation, cellular component: external side of plasma membrane. Gene Ontology annotation, biological process: positive regulation of T cell mediated cytotoxicity; immune response; antigen processing and presentation of endogenous peptide antigen via MHC class I via ER pathway, TAP-independent. The record is from RefSeq and is a predicted model, not a curated record.
AUGGUGCUCCUGUUACCUCUCAUCAUUGCAUUAGCAGUGAUGCACAGUGAUGCUCGUUUCCACACUUACCAGAGAAUGAUUGGCUGUGAGUUACUGGAGGAUGGAAACACCACGGGGUUUCUCCAAUAUGCAUAUGACGGACAGGAUUUCAUUAUCUUCAGUAAAGAUACCCUCUCCUGGAUAGCUAUGGAUAAUGUGGACAUCACCAAGCGGGCAUGGGAGGCCAGUCAGCAUGAGCUACAAUAUCAAAAGAAUUGGCUGGAAGAAGAACGUAUUGCCUGGUUAAAGAGAUUUCUGGAGUAUGGGAAAGGUACCCUACAAAGGACAGAGCCCCCACUGGUCAGAGUAAAUCGCAAAGAUUUUCCAGGGAUUGCAACUCUUUACUGCAAAGCUCAUGGCUUUUACCCCCCAGAAAUUUCCACGAUCUGGAUAAAAAAUGGGGAAGAAAUUGUCUGAGAAAUGGAUUAUGGAGACCUUCCUCCCGGUGGGGAUUGGACCUAUCAGACAUGGGUGUCAGUUGAGCUGGAUCCUCAGAGCAGCAACCUUUACUCCUGUCAUGCGGAGCACGGCGGUGUCCACGUGGUUCUUCAGGGUUCCCAGGAAUCAGAAACUAUGCUUCUGGCGAUGAAAGCUGUUGGGUUCAUUGUCCCCGCCAUUGUCCUGUCUGGAGUUGGUGUCGUAGCCUGGCAAAGGAAGCCCUGA